This is a messenger RNA of Drosophila bipectinata, 3014 nucleotides long. RefSeq names its product E3 ubiquitin-protein ligase RNF10. Gene Ontology annotation, biological process: positive regulation of transcription by RNA polymerase II. The record is from RefSeq and is a predicted model, not a curated record. Gene Ontology annotation, molecular function: transcription cis-regulatory region binding; metal ion binding. Lineage: Eukaryota; Metazoa; Arthropoda; Insecta; Diptera; Drosophilidae.
ACCUCUAGUUCGCGCGCUACCCAACACUCAGCCAUUUUUCAUAGGGCAUCACGGAUGCUACUUUUUCCCGACCGAAGGAUAUUUGGUUUUUCCAUCAAAACUCGUUGAUUUCGAGACGUAAGUUUGACUUUCCCCGAAAGCUGUGAUCGUAUCGCGGACGAGAAGUGUGCAUUUGGCAAGCGGAAAAGCAAAAGAAGGUCUCCAAUCGGCCCUGAAAAAAGCAGCCAGCAGACGUCACACCUUUCAGACACCACUUACCAAUACUACCAAUACCACUACCUGCAUAGACCAACACAACCAAAACAACUAGCGCUAGAAAAAAGUCCACUGAACCAUCGCAUAGGCAAGUCAAAGUACUGUAUAUAGUACUUUAGCCACCGACUUUUCGGGCUCUACGCAUACUCAAUCGAAAGCUGCAUUGAACUUUUGGAAAUAUUACGCAAGUAUUAUUUCUGGUUGUACCGUUGGAUAAUCAUGGCUCAGUAAAUAUGAAUCCGCAACGAGAAUACUCUGCUCAACGCACUCCGUGUGGAGACAAAGGCGAGACGCAAUUCGCUGCCCACUGGCAGCUGCCCAACACCCACACUAGUACUUUCCCUAACAACCGAUUCUUUGAAAACAACCUCAACGAUGGACAGCGGCAGCAGCAGCAACAAGAAGCAGUCUCAAUCUUCUCAUCAUGGCAAGUCCUCGUCUGGUGAUUCCCAAAGGAAGUCCAGUGAUUUGCAUGCGAACAACAACAACAACAAGCAGCGGAAUAGCCGGCGCCGGGAGCAGCUACCAACUCCACGCAACGACCAGCAACAACAGCAGAGGAACGUCAAGCAACAGCAACAACAAGGGCAGCAACCUGCUAAGCUACGUCCCAAUGUGGACAAGCGUCCAAGGGCCAGGGGCGGCGGCGGUGGGGGGACGUAUGACUUCCCUUCAUCCCGCAGAGAAGACGGGGCUCCAGGCAGCUCCCGAUUAGCGCUCCAGGGGGCCGGCUACCCCCGUAGCGGUGACUUUGAUCAUGAACUGAACUCUGUUUACGCGCAGGGCAGUAAGAAGCAGAACUUGAACCAUCUGCUUAACUUCCACUGCGUUCCCAGGGAGCUGGAGCGUGGCCACCACCACCAGCACCAGCACCAUGGUGUGGGCAUUCGGAAGCAGCGGUAUAACAAGGAACAAUUUCUUCAGGCCAACUUCCAGUUCGUCAUCCGUUUGGGAGCAAAGGCCCAUGUUGAUGGCUCGCCCGAUGCCUUGAUCGACUGGAGCUUCAUUGAGCAGAUCAACAUCCAGACCACGGAGGAGUUGCAGUGUCCCAUCUGUCUGUAUCCCCCGGUGGCCGCCAAGCUCACGCGAUGCGGGCACGCCUACUGCUGGCCGUGCUUGUUGCACUACCUCUCGCUGAGCGACAAGACCUGGCGCAAGUGUCCCAUCUGCUACGACGCCAUACAUGCGGGAGAUCUGAAGAGCUGCACCAUCGAACAGCAGAGAGACUUUCAGAUGGGUGAAAGGAUCACCUUCCAGUUAAUGCGCCGCCGCAAGGGUUCCAUGUACAUUGAAACGUGUGGAACAGCAGCUGGCGAAGCCAGUGAGAGGUUCCCCCUUCUGUCCGCUGGAGAAGAAGCCAAGCGGUACUCGAAGUUUUUGAUCGCCAAGCGAGCCGACGUGGCCUCCAUCAUAGAGCGUGAACGUAUCGAACUUGUGGCAGAGUCUGAUGUGUCCUGUCCGGAGGACGUCUUUAUUCAGCAGGCGCUCGUAAUGCUCAAUGAGCGAAGCGAGAAGUUGGGCCUGGAAAAGCCAGAGCCCAAAGAAGAGGAAGAAGCACCACCAGCUGUGGCUCUAUGUCUCGAAAACGAAGCCAAAAUUGAUAUUGAGAAGGCGGAUGACGCCUCAAUCUCCUCGGGAGAAGCUUCUAGCAGCCUGAGCUGCUCCUCGAGCAACAACAACAGCAAUACCAACAAGUACUAUUAUUUCUACCAGUCCAACGAUGGUCAGAACAUCUAUUUGCAUCCCUUGAAUGUGAAGAUGCUUCAGGCCUGCUACGGCACCUUGGACUUGGGUCCCCUGUUGAUCGAGGCGCAGAUCAUACAGAAGGAGCAGCACUCGAUGGACGAGGAGCACCGCCGCAAGUUUACCUGUUUGGGCCACUUGCCGCUGACCUGCCAGUUUUCGGUCGUGGAGGUGGAACUUCAGCCGCCGAUCGUCUCUGGUGGAAUACUCAAGCUCUUCAAAGAGGACCUUCUACACCGCAAAAAGGAGCGUCAGCGUCGAGAGCGCGAAGAACGCAAGCGGGAGCAGCACAUCAACGAGAUCAACGACCGCCAGAUGGGCAAGUUGAUUGCUAGCGCAGCUUAUCUUAACCUAAACUCGGCCUACGAGUUUCCAACUUGUGGCUUCGAGGAGGCUUUGCCCCCUCCCAGUGGCUCUGUUCCCAUAGCCAUCGGCCAGGAGAUCGGGCCGAGGUACUCUAAUGCUGCCCUGGCAAGUCCCAAGCAGGAGUUGUGGCCCACUAUUGGCAGUAGCUCGCCUGGCAGCGCUGCGGGAUCACUAGAGUUCCAAGUGGGUGCCUGGGGGCGUUCUGCUCCACCACCGCCUAAGCCCAUGGUGACCUACAGGGCCGUCGAUGAGGACUUCGAGGAGCGGUCGGUAGGCCACUGGGGCUUGGGUGAACUUCUAGUGGGAGCCUUGGACCAGAAGAAGCAGAAAGGAGCAGGAAAGCCCAGUGCCGGCACUCCGGCGGCGGCCGAAUCGAAGAAGCAGAAGAAGGCCAAGGGAAAGAAGAUGGUCCCCCUGUUCGCCGUGGGCAUGAACAGAGCUCCAUAGAGCGUUACACGAUUAUAUUGUAUUUUCUGUUUGCUGCGAAUAUUUCAAAGUUAUUUCAAAUAACACGGGCACGUGAUUGUUCAUUUUGGAAGCAGAUUUCAAAAAUCAUUCAGCUAUGCUAUAAUUUAAUCCAACUUAUAAUCACAUAACACAUAUGCAUAAUCAAUACAACAGUAACUCAAUAAAGGAACCGAUCCGUAGAA